AUGGGGAAGGAGAUAGAGAUGAAGGACGCCGAGUCGCCUUCACCUCUCGUGGGGAAGGAUGAGGCUGCCGUGGAGGAGGCCAGCGUUCUGGAACAGCUGGCCGUGACGGUGUCGGUGAUCGACCGGGCGGUGCGUGCCAAGGAGACCCGCACCGUCUUCAACCGGGUCCUGCGCCAGGUGGCGGGCGUGCGCCGACGCAUGCAGUCCAAGGACCUGCGGGACUUUGUGACGGCUCACAUUCCCCCCGGCAACCCCUCCCUGGAGCCCCUGCUGGCAGCCCUGGAUGAGGUGGGCCAGGAGACCCUGCUCAACUGCCUGCUGGCCGGGCUGCUGGACGAGGGCCUGUACGAGCAGGCCGACGCGCUGCGGGCGCGGGCGCAGCGCCCCGACACCGCGCGCGACGUGCAGCAGCUGGCGCGCUACCUGUACCACCUGGGCCGCAUCCACGCUGUGCGCCUGGACUACUCCGAGGCCAAGGAGUGCCUGCAGCAGGCCGUGCGCAAGGCGCCGCUGACAGCCACCGGCUUCCGCGUGGCCGCCACCAAGUGGCUGACCGUUGUGCGGCUGCUGCUGGGCGAGACGCUGGACCGCGGGGAGCUGACGCGCGGGGAGCUGGCGCGGCACCUGGCGCCCUACCUGGCGCUGACCCAGGCCGUGCGCUCCGGAGACCUCGCCGAGUUCGCGGCCGCGCUGCACGCGCAUGAGCCCGCCCUCCGCGCCGACCGCCUGCUGACCGUGGUCGGGCGCCUGCGCCACAGCGUGAUCCGCUCGGGCCUGCGCCGCGUGGCCGCGGCCUACUCCCGCAUCUCCCUGGCCGACGUGGCGGCCAAGCUGGGCCUGGCGGGGGCGGGGACGCCGAGGCCGGACGGGAGCAUUGAAGCGCAGCUGGACCACGCCGCGGGCGAGAUGCGGGCGGGCGCGACGCGGGACGUGUACGGCAGCGGCGAGCCCGCGGCGACCUUCCACGCUCGCAUCGCCUUCUGCAUGGACAUCCACAAUGAGGCGCUCAAGGCGAUGCGGUAUGAGUCGCUGGGCGGGCUGCAGCUGGAGGACGCAGACAAGCUGAGGGAGAGGCAGGAGCAGGAGCUCCAGGCGGCGCUCGAGGACGACGGGAUGGACUUCUGA
Messenger RNA from Auxenochlorella protothecoides, 1125 nucleotides. RefSeq names its product 26S proteasome non-ATPase regulatory subunit 3-like protein A. Lineage: Eukaryota; Viridiplantae; Chlorophyta; Trebouxiophyceae; Chlorellales; Chlorellaceae. Gene Ontology annotation, biological process: ubiquitin-dependent protein catabolic process; regulation of protein catabolic process. Gene Ontology annotation, molecular function: enzyme regulator activity; protein binding. The transcript has 5 exons. Gene Ontology annotation, cellular component: proteasome regulatory particle, lid subcomplex; proteasome complex. The coding region runs from base 1 to 1125 and encodes 374 amino acids. The record is from RefSeq and is a predicted model, not a curated record.